AUGUCUACUGCUCAGUCUUUUCAGUCCGGCCACACCAGUUCUGGCCAAUCUCCUGGUCUCACACUCAACUUAUCUUCUAAUAACCCCUUCCGCAACCGCGCACCAUCUCCAGCCAGUGCCGACCUUCUUUUCCCCAGCAAACCCGCCUCUCCCUUUGACGACCCCCCAGCACGACCUUUAUCUCGAAACCCAUUUCUCGAUCAACCACCGGUUGACUUAUUGUCACAACCUCUUAGGUCACCUGGUGCAAUGUCAUCUCACUCAGACUCUAAGUCUCUAUCAGCCGAGGAGAUUUUUAACUCCAUGACCCUUGAUGAUUCUUCCAACGGGCGAACGAGACAGCAGGCCACUCGCCGACCGAUGAAUGGACCGCCUCCAAGACGCGGCGGCGAAAACCCGCCACCUGAGAAUGGCAAUCACCGCCCUACGCAUUCCCAGGAAGAAGCUCUUCGUGCCCGAAGGAUGCAAGGUUCCGGACCCCGACCGCAACAGAGCUCACCGCAACGACGUGCCCCACCGCGACAUCCCCGACGAAAUUCUGAGUCUUCUUUGGUUGAUUUUGAUGCUCGUCCAAUUACAGAGGAGGAGAAGAGAAUGAUCGAGGCGGCCAGACGACGUGAAUACGAACGACAGCGUCGCGGAGAGGGCAAGGAGCGCGGUGAUAGAGGCGACCGUGACCGUGACCGUGACCGUGACCGCGAUCGCCGUGAGCGGGGCGAUAGGGAGAAGACCAGUCGCCCCAGCAGAAAGAUGGAUAUUAUCGACCAACUUGAUGCCACAAGCAUUUAUGGGACUGGACUGUUCCAUCAUGAUGGACCAUUCGACGCUCUGAACCCUCACCGAAAUCGCCAAAACGCGAGACGUGCGCCAAUGCAAGCCUUCCCUAAAGAUUCGCUCAACAACUCUCUUGGAGGGGCUGGGCCGCUUAAUGCUCGAGCUGAUCAUUCAGUUCUCAUGGGAAACGCCACAGAUGAGGCUUUCAGAGACUUUUCUGCACCUUCUAAAGCCCGUAGCAAGGAGCCCGCCAUUUUCGAUGCAUCAGGUCGAGACCAGAUUGUUCACGGAGAUGAGUCUGUUGGCCUAGGUACCUCAACUUUCUUGGAGGGGACACCCGCUGCGCGAAGUGCCAUUCAGCGUCACCAGGCUGAACAGGCUCAGGAAAACACAGAGGGCGGUCUACAGCGCAAGAAGUCGCUUGCACAACGUAUUCGCCACAUUAAUAAGGGUACUCGUGAUUAUAACCAGUCGGGGCGUCCCAAUGGCGAAUAUUCCAGAAUCACCCCAGAUGCCUAUCCGACAGCAGCCAGUACCAGUUCAGACAACAACCCCUUCUUUGCCGAAUUCGGUAAAGGUGAGGAGGGUUUCAGCGUAAGGCCGCGAGAUGGCUCAAUGACAUCCAACAGUCCUCCUGGAGCGAGACGCCCUUCUGCCGGAGCUGUCCUUGAGCGACGGGCGACAACUGAUGCUGCUACAACUUUAGACGAUGCCCCAGCAAAGCCUACCGGGCUUAUGGGACGAAUGAAGAGCUUAAAGGGACGAAAGCCUCGGCCAGAGAUCCCUAGCAACGGGCCCGGUGUGCCCGGAACGGCCGUUUAG
Messenger RNA from Fusarium redolens, 1596 nucleotides. RefSeq names its product Pal1 cell morphology protein-domain-containing protein. The record is from RefSeq and is a predicted model, not a curated record. Lineage: Eukaryota; Fungi; Ascomycota; Sordariomycetes; Hypocreales; Nectriaceae. The coding region runs from base 1 to 1596 and encodes 531 amino acids. The transcript is spliced from 4 exons. Gene Ontology annotation, cellular component: cytoplasm.